AUCUGACGGAAAAGAAAUGACUGGGCUCAGCAGCCGAGUUCGCAUCAUUUCUGCGGUGCCUUCCGAAGUGAUUCGACGGUCUGGACAUCCUGUGACAUCAAUUUGCACGUUAGCUCCAUCAGUUCAUGUAUCUAAAUCUACUGCAACCGGUGCUACAACUUCUUCGGUCGCACCGAUUUCAACUUCCUACAGAGGUGCAACUUUGACGAAUACAACUUCUACCCUAACAGGGUCACUUAGUUCCACUGCUCCAGGGAAGCCGGUAGCAAUUUCCAUGCAAAAUCUCGGUUUUUUUACCUCAAAUUCAGUAACAACUGGCCCCACGCCUGCAGUCAGAUUACCUCUUGCUGAAAGCAAUUCUGGGACGACGGGGAUUUCUGUCUCAGCCACUACCGUCUCUGCGGUUUCUAGAUCAUUGCUUGUACCUGAGAAUGCUGGAAAUCAGUGUAGAGACAGAUGGAUUGCAGCCACUCGUGCCCAGUUAGCAUCUCCCAUGAUCCGGCCCAGUUUAUCAGUUCUGUCUUCUACCCCGUCUAUGGAUACAAAUAUUAGAUCUGGAAUCAUAGGCUUUUCUUCAUCCUCUUUGGCUCCAUGCAAUGGAUCCCUUCAAACGACUGUCAGUACAGUAAAUUUUGUUAGAACUUCUUCACUUGGUCUACCCGACAGCAGUAUAUCACGCAAUAUCGUCAGACAUGGCCAGAUGUCUAAUCAGACACAAGUUGCUUCAUUUCGGCGAGGCGAUGGAAAUCAUAACUCGAUUGAGUCCCUCCGAACGAAUAAAUUGAGACUUUCUAUCGGCGACCGCAAAAAUAUAAUAGCAGAAACUAUUGCAGUUGGACUCGCUAAGGUUUCUAACCACAGCUGCGGCAGCACGCAUAGCCGAACAGGCGAUGAAAGCAGUCUCAGCAGCAUAGGCUCAGGUCGCAACCGUCUAGAGUCAAGCUCCCGACUAACUUCUACUUUGUCACCUACAUCCUCCGCCCGCAACCUUGUCAACCGGCCAGGAGUUGUUUCAGAGUCUUUGCGGUCACCCCAACACGCAACCAAUAUAGCCCUGUCGUGCAGAAAUCGUAGAUCUGGUGAUGCCGAUCUCCGUAAAUCUAGUCUGCUCGCUGUCCACCCUGAGAGCACUGUGUCCACGACCUCGUCCAUCGUUCACGGCUCCAACUCCUCCCUGGCCUGGCUUGCAAGGCCAGGUUCGAUCUCAACAUCUGGGAUGUCUAGCAGGCCGGGCACCACUUUGGCCGGCUCUUCAGACUGCGUAGCAACAGUUUCUGCUUCAGGCAGUGCCAAUUCCGCCAUUCUGUCUCCUCCUUUGGGCGGAUCCAGCUCUCAGCGGGUUUUCAAUCUUCUCAGUCCGAGUUCACCUUCUGCCAAGCCAACAAGCUUAUCUUCCUCUACACCUGGCAUCUCCAAUAUGGUGACUAUUGACUCAACAAGUCCAAGUUGCUCUGGCAUCAUCACUCCUGUUGUCAAUGGUGGUCAUCACCUAAUGUUGUGUUCUCCGGCUAUUGGCCUGGGUUCUAGCAUCUCUACUCGAUUUCGUCUUAGCCCUGCUGCCGCCGACAACAGUUCUAGCAGCGUGGGCAGCUCCACAAGCCAAACUAGUUCGCGUUCCACCGGUUCGGCUGCUUCUUUUGCAUUGAGUGUGGUCACGUCUGUAGCACCAAGGACGGUGGCCUCUUGUGCUUCUGGAGAACCCUCAGAGAAUAACUCCGGCUCGGCCCCAAGCCUGACGUCUGGGGCUGGCGUAAAGAGAAAGGCAGGCCUAGGUGUUGUUUCAUCUUCUUCAUCCUCUUCUUCUUCUUCCUCUUCUUCUUCUUCCCGUUUCCCGCAGGCAUCCGCAGAAAUAAGUGAAUCAAAGCGCCAGCGUUUGGUUGAGCGCGGAGAAACUCCUGUAAGCGGCAGUGUAAAAAAGCCGAUUUUAGGUUCAUUCUCUCCACAAUUGAUUGUGCGCAGACCGGCUGAUCAGAGCAAGCCCAGCCUUGGAACCCUUGCCGCCUCUUUGUCUCCUACAUGUUCUGUUGGGCCAUUAGGUCUAUCAGGAAUUGCAUGCCAAUCGGGUUAUCUAGAUCCCCGUUUAAAAGAUGACUAUCUGGUCGGACGUCCUCUAUCACCCACUUCGUUGGAUAAAAGUACAUCGAGUACUUCCCCUACAUCUCUGACAGCAAUAACAACAUCUCCUAGCAGCUCAUACUGCUCAAAUUCAACCACUAUUACUAACAUUGUCAGUAGUCCUGGUCAUCAGAAUUCAUCGGUGUGUAUCACUCCUUCUUCUGUGAGCCUGACCGAAUCGGCAAUGAUUGGAAACGUGGAAAAUCUAUGGCAUGAAUCUAUGUACGAUAAAAUCAAGAGGCGUGCUAGCAAAGAGGCAGAGCAACGUCGACAAAAGCGUGAAGAAUUAGCAGCCUCAAGAGAGGAAAAGCGUAAGCGUGAAAGGAAACGAGGCGCCUCCUCUCGAACUUGUACCAGUAGUGGAACGACAGCCGGAAAGUCUUCUAUCCACCCUGGUCCCUCUACUCCGGGCCAUGUGGAAGAUAGUAGCGGCAGUGCCUAUCUGAAUACCUCGCCUGCCUCUUCUUUCGGAAUGGGCCUAAGCUCGACUGGUAGUAUAUCAGUGCCGGGAAGUCCCACUUCAAACCUUGGAGGCUCAGCUCCCACGGUGUCUCGCCGAUCAACUAAGCCAAUCUCAUCUACUGCAAUCUUAGGCAAGUCCACCUCUUUUUCAGAGAAGAACUUGUCUUUGCAACAACGACUAAACGCUUGUACUACGCCUUCCUCGAAUUCGGGUGUGGCUAUUUCUAACCUCAAGGUGUCACCUCCUACAAUGCGACUUAGCCUUGGAAUGAGCUUCCCAGUCUCGGCGCCCUACCACCAAACUUUCCGGCCCCAGGUUUCAUCUAUCACUUCCCAACAUCAACCAAUGGUAUCAGGUUGUCAUGUGAAAGCUCCACUUACAAAUUCCUUAAAAGGGAUAAAGAGGCAAUCUAUUUCACGUUUCUCCCGGUUGUCCGAAUCCUCCUUAAGUGAUGAAGAACAAUCUCAGAAACAAGAUAUAGAAGCAGACAUUUGUGAAACUACUUUGGCAAAACCCUCUUCUCCGAUUCCCAUAAAAUUAGUUAGUGAUCGACGCGAUUUAGGGUCUCGUUCGUCUCGGAAGUCGUUAAGACGUCAACGGCCUUUUUCUCACCGAUCCCUGGCUCCACCUUCAUCUUCCAUAACAGCCAGCGCAGUGCUAUCCUCUGCUCCAGGCAGGCGAGAUCUUGUUUUCUCGAGCCUCAAGUCAGCUGUCCGCAAAACUCCUUCAGCUAGCUUCGAUGUGCAUCGGGAUUUGCAACUUUCCAGUCCAGAUGCAGACUCAGAUCUGGGCGGCAGAGGAGACAAAUUCGAAGGUUGCCAACAGCACCGAAUCACUCCUUCCACUCGUAUUCAAGCUGUGCACUGCACAACAAAACAGCUUAAUUCCAGAUUACGAACUGACACUUCCGCUCUUGAAUCCUCUCCAUCUUCUCUAGAUGGAACUCUUGCUAUCAGGCAUUUAACUAAUACUGGCGGCCAUUUAUCCUCCGAUCAUUCGUUGUUGUCUACACGUGGGCAUUCAUGUGGUUUAUCAUCUAUUGCCAAAUCAUCUUUCGGUUUUUCUAGCUCCAGGUGCACUGGCACAACUCCUACUCACAGGUCGACUGUUUCUUCUGCUUGCGCAAUUGGGCUCCCUGACUCAAGAUCAGAACAAUUCUCGAAGCACCAGAGGCGGCGACAUCAUCGCAGACACGAAGAAUCUCGGUCUAAUGCCAACCGUCGUCAUCGAAAGAAACGAAGAACAGAGGAAAGUGCUUUACUUAAAGAAAGUGCUGAUGAGCGAAUGAUUGAAGUAAAUAAACUUGAAGGAGGUGAGGUAAAAACUGUUCAGGAAAAGUAUGAAGAUGAUGCUGAAAGAUCUCAUGCAUCUAUUGAUGAUGAUAGCAAAAAGAUGCUGCUAUCCUUUAAGGAUAGAGAAACCAACAAAUCAUUAAGAGGUCACAGCACUGUGCCUUCUAGCCUAGCUUCAUCUGAGGAUGAUGUUGAUGAUGCGGAAGAGAAUGCUUCUUUCGACGAUGGAGGCCGUGUAUGCACUCACCGUCGCAUUGAGCAUGCUCACCAUCAACGGCAUCAUCAUCGACAUCGUUACCACUUGCAACACCACCAACAGAUACGGCGUUCUAGCGAUGCCUCUAGUCUAUCCGACGAAGAUGCGGCUGCUUCUUUGGAUAAUCGAGUUUAUACUGCUAAGCGUUUGCUUCGCGCACAAGUUACUUCCGCUAGUGGAACUGUGCUCUCUUCGACCUAUCCACAGCAUCAGCAUAACUUCCAGCAUCACUAUCAUCAACGGCAUCAACCAUUGCCUCAUCAUCGUCGCUCUGCACAAGGACAUCGCCAUCUGGUGGACUGCAUCAGUCCAAGUCCUCCAAUAAAUCGGCUUUCUGAUGAUGUUUCUAGCUUGCGCCCCAUCAAUGCGCCAAUAACAGCUCGUUGUCUUAUCACUUCCGAUAGCCUUGAAUAUGCAAACACUUCAAGAUUACAAAAUUCGCAGAUUCAACACAAUACUUAUAAUCAUCAUCAUCACCAUCAUCACCACAAUCACCAUAUUCGACAUAGAUCUUGUCCGUCGGAUGCGAGUCCAUCUAGCAUUGUUAGUGGUAGCAUAGAUGGUGAGGAUGAUGAGGAGGCUCGCUUUCUUGACGAUUACGAUGACCGAUUAUCUCCCAAUUCGAAAUCUACUCCGUCAACAGAAGCUAUGGAAAACUUCGAUGGCGAUUUCGGCAGCCCACGGAUGAGGUCGACAGAGGAUGAUUGGCACUCGAGUAUGCUAUCUAAUUCGCCACUUCACUUGGGCAGUCACUCCGAUGAGUGUGCUGUCACAGUCGGCGAAGAGCAUAAUCUCCAGCCGUGUGAAACUGAGGGGCAGAUGGCUGAAGACGAUGAUAAGGAUGAAGAUGAUGGCGUACGGGAUAAAGAAGAUAAGAUUCAAAGUCACUUGAAUUCUAGCAGUGACGAAGACGCCCAUCAAGCUAGCCAAAAUACAUCCGCUUUUGCCGAAAUUGAUCAGAAGGAGGUACCCACUUCACCUCAAGACAAGCUGUCGUCCACUAAGCCCAUUGAGAUAACCGAUAAGACUUUCGGGCAUGCGUGCUCCUUUGAAUCUCCACAAAAGCAUGCGACUUCUCAGGACGUUGAAGUUCCAUAUUUUUCUCUCAAACUUGGGCUCACCUCUGGCCAUCAGCAAUCCAACAAAGAUCUCUCAUUACCUCUCAAGCUGGAAUCUACUCCUAAUUCCCUAGAGCCUGACAAACUGGAGGCGAAUACAGACGACCUUUCCCAACCUACUAAAACCUUGGAUAGUCUAUUGCCAGAUGGAGGAAUUACCACUACUGCUGCUUCGGAAAUUUCAUUUCCUCUUCUCCCCCCUAGCGUCUCAGCUAAGCUUACCCCCAAGGACCAGCCCUCUGCUGGAGACGAUAAUGUCGAUACUUGCUGUCCGAGUUUUGCUUCGAAGCCUUCGCCUCUUCAAGAGUCUGCUGUCCCUUCCUUAUGCCUAUUUACUUCCAAGUUAGAUUCAAAGCUAAGGCCAGAUGCAAGACUUGGCCUCAAGCCCGAUACUUCACCUAAUCUCAACGAGAAAGGACCAUCUAUUCUUUCGGAAUCUGCUUCAAUUAGCCUUUCCUGCCAUCUGGCUUCUUCAGCCUCAUCAUUUUCUUCUUCUUUUUCUUCAUCCUCCUCCUCAUCAACGUCUCCUCCUUCCUUCACUCAGCCCGGUAAGCUGAUAAAUCGUGUUUCUGCUGCAUUUUCCGCAAAGGAUGGAUCUAGCCAGUUGCCCAUUGAUCAGCAUUCUUCCAACAUACUCUCUAUCUCCUCUACAUCUACAUCUCCUUUAACAACUGCAACCAACAGUAACAACAGUCCUGCUUCCAUAUUUGCACUUGCUUCUCCUUUACACAACAAUCAGCAACCGAAUCCUUCACAAACCCAACACGGACAGCAAAUUUCACAGCUAUUACGCCCAGAUAGCUUAUCCCAAUCUGUUGGCUCAAGCUUGAUCCUCGUUUCUUCUCAGUCACAAGUCGACACAACUCUGGCAGGUGCUACUGUAUCAAAAUCUUUUGAUUUUGACUCCAACUCUCCUAAGGGUCCCAAACUGAAGCCUUCGGUUUCUCACCCUAAUCCAUCCCUGCCUUCAAGCUCACCAUUUUCGAGUUUAACUCAAACUAUCUCUCGACGACAGAAGUCUCCCCCAUAUACGACGAUAAAAAUUUCUAUAGCUGAGACACCUUUGUCCACAAACAUUUCCUCACCAUCAGAUGCUGUCGUGUCAGUUGGCCGCAUUCCUUCUGCAGCAAAGUCCAGUCCU
Molecule: messenger RNA, 6385 nt
Organism: Protopolystoma xenopodis
Lineage: Eukaryota; Metazoa; Platyhelminthes; Monogenea; Polystomatidea; Polystomatidae
Source: the annotation of a GenBank genome assembly